AAAAGGAAAGCGCAUGGACAAAAAAAAAAAAAAAAGAAAACGGAACUUUGCUCCAAACAGGAACUGGGUUGGAAACACUUUCGUCCUCCGUGAUUUGUGUAGAUUAGAAUAAUCUUCGGUCCAAACAGUUUCCAGGAGCAGAAAAGAUGUCUGUGACCAUGAGCAAGACCGACGGGGUGACUGUGUUCACCCUGACCUCUGACCCUGAUAGCCCCUGGCCUCCUCUGUGUCAGAUCCUGAAGAGUCUGUGCUACAGCCCGGUGUGCUGCUCCGUGUCCCAGAAGCUGAGGGCAACCCAGAGGACGUCUCUGUCUGUGCUCGGGGCAAUUCACAUCAUGAUUGGCCUGCUUAAUAUUGGCCUCAGCAUCAUCGUGACAGUGACAUACAAUUCUCCUUGGUAUCUGGAAUCCUAUUACCCUGUCUGGAUGGGAUCUCUGUUCAUUGUGUUCGGGAUCGUGUGCCUUCUGUCUGAGAAGUUUCCGAGUCCAUGCCUGAUCGUCCUCAAUGUGAUUUUCAACAUUGCUGGAGCCGCUAUGGCAAUUGCUGCCAUUGUGCUCUACAGCAUAUAUGAGGGAGAUUUUCGCGCCUGGUAUCCCUGUGAGGAGAACGAAUACUACUACGACUACCGGCGAUAUACAACCACAGCACCAAGUCCAGGCUCUGAAUACAUCAAGCAAAGAUGCCUGGAGAAUAGAGCUGUGUACACAAUGCUGAUUAGAGGCAUGGUUGGCAUCCUGAUCGUCCUGUCAGUCGUGGAGGUUUGUGUCGCCAUCAGCUCUGCUGUGUUGGACAUCAAAACUCUGAGACGCAGCAGACAGAAGCAGGAGAAGGCCUCAGGUGACCCAGAGCUUUACAAUCCGCUGCUGGAGGAAGUCACCAUCCAGCCUGCAGCCUGAACAUCUUCAGCUUUAAUCCAGCAGUUCUGGUCUCUGAUGGGAUUAAAAGCCGCAUCAAUUAUUCAAUAACAUUUCUAAACAUUUAGCAUAUUUUCUCCAAGUAAUGCUUUUCUAUUGCCUUCUGCACUUUCAUUUAAAUCUGUGCUAAUUUAUUCCAGCAGAUUUUAAUCAUCAAUGUGCAUUCUGAGUUUGACUUUUUUUUUUAUGUUGAUGUAGUUGUAGCUUUGCACCACUUAACCAAAACAGCAAAUUAAACCAGUUAUGAAAACA
Messenger RNA from Cyprinodon tularosa, 1166 nucleotides. RefSeq names its product B-lymphocyte antigen CD20-like. The transcript has 7 exons. The coding region runs from base 147 to 896 and encodes 249 amino acids. Gene Ontology annotation, cellular component: membrane. Lineage: Eukaryota; Metazoa; Chordata; Actinopteri; Cyprinodontiformes; Cyprinodontidae. The record is from RefSeq and is a predicted model, not a curated record.